AGGUUAUAAUUCAUAAUACCUAAUAUAAAGGCUAUGACUAUUGUAGCCGCUACACUGGUGGAUCUGGUGAAGAACUUAAAGGCAUUUGCUGGAAUAUUAAUUGUGAUAUAUUAUUCAUUUGCUAUUCUGGGUAUUGAAAUCUUCCAUGAUUCCAUCAAAUACACCGCGUCCAAUGAUACAGGGUUAGGGUUGGUGUAUGAGUGUGGCUCCUUUCAGCAGCUUAAUUACUGGGCUAACAACUUUGAUGAUUUUGCGGCUUCCCUUGUGGUGCUAUGGGACAUAAUGGUGGUAAAUAAUUGGAGCGUGUUUCUAAAGGCUUACGCUGAAGCCAAAACAGAGUGGUCCUAUUUAUAUUUCAUUGUUUGGUGGUUGUUUUCUGUUGUCAUAGUGAUGCAACUGUUCACUGCUCUUAUCAUUGAGAAUUUCAUAAUGAAAUGGGACAAGAGUGGCUCUAGAAGAAGCAGAGGAAAUUCAGACUUUGAGGAAUCUCAUCAUUUUAUGUCUGUACAUGAUAUGUUCAGAGAAAGUCUUCAGGAACCAACAGAAGAUGAGAUAAUGUUACAAAUCAGUAACAACCAUUAUCUACAGGAGGCUACCUUAGGGUGGGGUGUCGGAACAUGAAAGGGAAAUCACUCUGUCAUCAGGAUAUUUUUAAAUGAUGUCACAGUAUUGAAGACAUACCAAAGGGAGGUCAAUCUGUCAUCAAUCUUUCAAAGGAGGUCACAUUUUUCCCUUGUCGAGGAGGAUGUCUCAGGCCAUAGAAGAUUAAUUUUAUUCUAAGAAUUCUUAAGGAGAUCAAUCUGCAAAUUAAAGGAAGAUUACUCUGUAACAGAGACAUAAUGUCUUCAAUAUGAGAAAUCUUAUGAUUGAGACUUUUUCAGAGAGAACUUCAUUUUCAGCAUUCUGCCAUGGCAUUGACUUAGUGAUAAGGCAGAGGCUCUGUCUUAUUUCUGUGCUCUUUGUUAAAGACUUCUUUAUAAUAUAUACAAGAAUCCACAGUAUAACUUGUACAUGGUAUAUCCUAUAUAUUAUCUCAUCAUUCUCAAUGGUUUUUUUAUUUUUUAACAUAUAUACAUGUAUAUUACGGCCUUUUAAAUAACAUGCAUUUUUGGCUUUAUAUAUGGAAAGUUAGAUAUACCCAAAAAUCAUGCAUAUGUAUUUUUUUUUUAUACUUUGGACAUUAGAAAUUGUAUGAUAAGAAAAGGCAAGACUAAAUAUCCAUAAGAUCUUUGAACUAUGUGAACAAAAUAUAUCUUGCAAAUGGCAAGUAAAAAGGUUAACAUAUCAUUUCUUCAAUAUAAAAACAAGGUUGUCAUAAAAAUGAAAUGAAAAAAAAAUCAGGGCAUUUUACACCAAAAUUUUUAUAUACAUACCUUUACUUAAAGGCUACAGGAAAGCUAUUGUGGUAUCAUUAUUGUUUUUGUGGGGGAUUAAUGUUCGUGGAUUUCAUGGGUAACCUUACCCCCUCAAAUAAACAUUUUGUCAAUGUACAGUAAAGCCUCAUUUAUCCAGACGCUUUGGUUCCUAUUCAAUUUAUCCAGAUAUCUGAAGGGUCCGGAUACAUGAAUCACCAGUUAAACAAGACAAAAUAACGUUUAAAAAUUCCGUUCAAAUGAAAAAUCAUCAGGAUACUGAAACAUCCGGAUAUCUGAUGUCUGGAUAUCUGAAGGUCCACUGUAUUGACUUUUUUAAUCUACCAAAUAAACAAGCUCCCACAAAAUUACAUAUGCACAAAACAAAACAAAAAAUGCUUACCCAAGAACAUCAACCUUCCUCGAUUUUAAAUGAUUCUACAUUAUAUUUGUAAUAAAAUCGUGAAUUAUGUUAUCUGUAGAAUGUAUGAUCAACAUUACUUUUUUUUUUUUUUUUUUUAAAUUCACUUUUACAAAAUGAGAUUCAAAUGAACAGUGCAAACACAGUGUUUUAUAAGUUUUGCCUAAUUCUUAUGUAUGGAUGUGCAUUUUAAAUUGAUUUUUAUAGUUAAGUUGAGCAUACUUCAAUUUUAAGAUAUUGUAAAAGUAUGAAGAGUGUAUAGAACAAUAUGUACCUUUUGAGCUUAUAUAAUAAUUUAAUGUUCAUUGUACAGCCAUCUUGUCCUUUAUGAUUUUACAUGAAUUAUAUGUAUUAUGUAUAGAAGUGCCAUUAUUAAGAAUUCUGUGAAAAAUGUACAUCACUGAAGGAAAGUGGUCAACAAUUUCUCGUAUUCUCAUCAGACGGCUUCAAAUGUCCACAUAUGACAGUAGACCACUUUGUUUUAAUUUAUCUAGCUAUCCAUUAUUUUUUAAAAGCAAUGGAUAGGAAUUUUCAAAUUUACUCAAUUUUUUUUUUCAAAUUCUAAGAGAGGAUUUCAUUUGCUUUUAUGUGAAAUAGAUGUAUCAAAUGUUUUAAGAAGGUGAAACUGAUUAUAAGAAUUUGAUAUUGCUAAAAUUCAGGAAAAAUUGCUGAAUCAUCAAAAUAUCGGAAACUUGUAUAUUUUUGCAUCUUAGCAAAAAAAAAAAUCUAAGCAUGUGGUUUCUUUAUGUUACAUUGGUAGAACAUGUUAAAAAUGAAUCUUCUUAUUUCUUUUAAAAAAAAAUCACUUUAUUUACAUCUGGUAUAAAGCCUUCAAAAUUGUUGAAAAUCACAAACAAAAUUGGUCAGUUGCUAAGGAAAUUUCUUUGGCCAGGUUGCCAUACUUCCUGUAACUGAGCAGUAAGGCAGAUGUUGGUUUAAUAAUUUAUUGAGGAAAUAAAGGCAUUGAUCAUAAGAUGCCUAUGAUGGACACUGGAUUUUACUAACUUCUUUCUUGAAAACGAAAUGCUGCUCUGACAUACAUAGGUAAAGCGCGGUAAAUUUAUACUUAUAAUGAAAAUGUAUUAUUGGACGAUAAAAUAGGAAAUAACCAUUCAAAUGAAAGAGCCAAUGAAAUCAAAGAAUAAAACUUUACUCAGGCAACUCAAUCCAGAUGCGCAAUAGAACUUUUAGUUAAUCAAAUUUUAAGACUAUAUUUCUCAAAACGAUAUGAAAAAAAUAAAUAAAAACGAAUAAAUACAUAUAGAAAUAGAUUUCAUAAUAUCACAUUACAAUGACUUUAAAAAUAUUUUCUUUCCACAUACAUGACAUCCAAGAAAAAUUCGUGUUUGAAAAAUUGUUUAUUUCUGAGAACCCCCAUAUCACGUACACCUUCUUUGAACUGUACUUGAAACAUCUGUGACUAAGCAUUAUUGUUUCUAUAGUACAUGUAUUUCAUAUACACAUGUAUGGAUAAAGCGACAUUGUAGUUCACUAAAUCUUCCUUUUUUGUAGUGAGAACUGAGAUUUGAGACUUUUCAGUUUUCAGAAUCACUUUUAUGUUGAUUGUGUUGGACAGAAAAGUAAACUGUUAUGCUAUUAAGCAUAUGCAAAGUUGAUCCAAUCCAGUUAAGUUGUACCAAACUUAAGUUUUCUUAUUACAAACAAAAAAGAAUAUCUUAUAAUGCUUGAUAUAUACAAAGAGAAUGUUUAAUUUCAAAGAAAAAAGUGUAUUAACAUGCAAAAUUGUAUCAUUGCUAGAAAAAUAUUAUCUUAGCCAAUAUGUUUCAUUAAUUUUUAUCACAGAUAAGAUAUGGGGAAAAAGUAUUAAACAGAAGUUACUUGAAAAGUAAUGGAAUGAAAAUUCGUAAUAUCUGAGCAAGUGAAUUACAUGUACCUUACAAAUUUCAUUUGCCUUUUAAAUGCUGCAACCUUU
Molecule: messenger RNA, 3706 nt
Organism: Saccostrea cuccullata (small rock oyster)
Lineage: Eukaryota; Metazoa; Mollusca; Bivalvia; Ostreida; Ostreidae
Product: two pore channel protein 2-like
Exons: 9
Coding region: 34-621 (195 amino acids)
Biological process (GO): monoatomic ion transport; transmembrane transport; calcium-mediated signaling
Cellular component (GO): lysosomal membrane
Molecular function (GO): intracellularly phosphatidylinositol-3,5-bisphosphate-gated monatomic cation channel activity; voltage-gated channel activity; ligand-gated sodium channel activity
Source: RefSeq, a predicted model, not a curated record